Molecule: messenger RNA, 458 nt
Organism: Pan troglodytes (chimpanzee)
Lineage: Eukaryota; Metazoa; Chordata; Mammalia; Primates; Hominidae
Gene: LYPD2
Product: LY6/PLAUR domain containing 2
Exons: 3
Coding region: 81-458 (125 amino acids)
Cellular component (GO): plasma membrane
Source: RefSeq, a predicted model, not a curated record
GUCUGUCACCACCUCACUUGGUGUCUGCUGUCCCCGCCAGGCAAGCCUGGGGUGAGAGCACAGAGGAGUGGGCCGGGACCAUGCGGGGGACACGGCUGGCGCUCCUGGCGCUGGUGCUGGCUGCCUGCGGAGAGCUGGCGCCGGCCCUGCACUGCUACGUCUGUCCGGAGCCCACAGGAGUGUCCGACUGUGUCACCAUCGCCACCUGCACCACCAACGAAACCAUGUGCAAGACUACACUCUACUCCCGGGAGAUAGUGUACCCCUUCCAGGGGGACUCCACGGUGACCAAGUCCUGUGCCAGCAAGUGUGAGCCCUCGGAUGUGGAUGGCAUCGGCCAGACCCGGCCCGUGUCCUGCUGCAAUACUGAGCUGUGCAAUGUAGACGGGGCGCCCGCUCUGAACAGCCUCCACUGCGGGGUCCUCACGCUCCUCCCACUCCUGAGCCUCCGACUGUAG